This is a messenger RNA of Ostrea edulis (European flat oyster), 1380 nucleotides long. Its product is annotated as sister chromatid cohesion protein DCC1-like. The transcript has 11 exons. Gene Ontology annotation, cellular component: nucleus; Ctf18 RFC-like complex; chromosome, centromeric region. The record is from RefSeq and is a predicted model, not a curated record. Gene Ontology annotation, biological process: maintenance of mitotic sister chromatid cohesion; mitotic sister chromatid cohesion. The coding region runs from base 46 to 1263 and encodes 405 amino acids. NCBI's taxonomy places the organism in Eukaryota, Metazoa, Mollusca, Bivalvia, Ostreida, Ostreidae.
GUCUGUGCUAGCUUUACUUCGACUUUCAAUUUGUUUGGCGGAAAAAUGGAUUACGAUCAAAGAACUUUAGAGGAUAUAAAUACAGUUUUGGAAUAUGCAAAACUGGAAGCAUGUGAUGUUAAACCAACGGUCCAGUGUAUUUAUUUUUCUGAUCAACUUGACAAUCAGUCAUUCAAACUUUUGGAGGUUAAUGACACAGUGCUGGAAACUCUUACAAAUGGAGACAGGGUUGUGAUUCGCGGAAACUCUGAAGACAUGGCUGUGCUUUGCACAAAAGCAGCUACUUUUGAAAUGAAGGAGGCGGAGAUUUCUAAUUCUAUGUUAAUUGUUCCUCAACUAGACAUUGGUCAGGAUGUGAAAGAAUCAUGUCCACAGAACCUGAAGGUUUCAAAAGUGAUAUCGGUGAUGAAUAACUACUAUGAACUGCGACCAUGUAAACCAAGAGUAGCGAAACUGAAGAAACUGUUAGAAGAGAAUAUGUAUAGCGGUAAAGAGUGUGAGAAAGAUGACCAACACCAGGGUCACAAGUAUUCAUUUGAGGAUUUGCUGAACUUAGUCCAAGGAAGUGAAACAGAAAUUAAAGAAUCUCUGAAGAAACUACAGGCUUGCCAAAUAGAAGGGUUGUGGCGUGUGUUAGACUUUGAUUUCCUGACUCUGGUAUUGAACCACAUCAUACAGCUUUGUGAGGAGAAUGAUUGGCUGUCUACAGGCAUUCCGCUAGAUGAGUGCUGUGAAACUCUGCAAGAACUCUUCCCAAGGGAAAUCAUUACUCAUGUGAUACAGUCUUAUGCUGAUGAAAUGAAAUCAGGACAAGGAGACCAGGAUCCAGAGGACCUGCCUAUGGAAAUUGAUGCCAAGUUUUAUUCCCUCAAUGAAGACAAAAUCUGUAAAUUUUCUGCAGAGUUAAUUUUAAGAAAUUCAGGAAAGUUUAACUUUAAAGAAUUUCUGAACGUAUGGGAGCAGACAGUUCCACAAGGCAUGAAGACCAGUUUAUCACACUUAGAGGGAAUGGCUCUGAUUGACAAAAACAGUGUGCCAGAGGUCAUAUGGUAUUUUCCAGUGGAUGAUUUGCCAGAGGAUGUAGGAGAAAGGUUCAACACUCUGUUUAAGACUCGAGAUAAGUGGUCUUUAGCAGAGAUUACACCUUACAUCAGAGAUUUAACAACAAACAAAGUGGAUGUCGGUGGUUUACUUACAAAAUAUGCAAGAGCUUCCAUGAUGAGUGGCAUCAAAGUUUUUAGCUCUCGGAAACCUGUUACAUGAUAUCUGAUUUAUGUACAUGUAUUGAUAAUUUAUGUACGUUAUACAUGUAUUGAUAACUUGACAGUGCACUGAUUUGUACAAGUUUGAUUUGUUGAAAUUAAAUAAGUCUUCCAUAUU